GCCGCCUCGUCCCGCUUCAUGCCCGGUACCAUCUGGUCCUUCUCGCAGGCCCGCCGGCUGGGGCCCGGGCCGGAGACCACCCUUGUGCAGGGCCCGGGCGUAUCCUGGAUCCACCCCGACGGGGUUGGCGUGCAGAUAGACACCAUCACUCCCGAGAUACGGGCGCUCUACAACGUGCUCGCCAAGGUGAAGAGGGAGCGCGAUGAGUACAAGCGCAGGUGGGAAGAGGAGUACACAGUGCGUGUCCAGCUUCAGGACCGAGUGGCUGAGCUGCAGGAGGAGGCCCAAGAGGCUGAAGCCUGCCAGGAGGAGCUCGCUAUGAAGGUGGAGCAGCUCAAGGCAGAGCUUGUUGUCUUCAAGGGACUGAUGAGCAAUAACAUCACUGAGCUGGACACCAAGAUUCAAGAGAAGGCCAUGAAGGUGGACAUGGACAUCUGCCGGCGCAUCGACAUCACGGCCAAGCUGUGUGACGUGGCGCAGCAGCGCAACUGCGAGGACAUGAUCAAGAUGUUUCAGAAGCAGCUGUCUCUGCACUUGUCUCCCGUUAAGGUCCCAGCCUCGAUGGGGCGGAAGCGGGAACGGAAGCAGGUCAGCGACGAGGACACCUCGCUCUCAGAGAGUGAUGCCUCCCGAAAGCCGGAGGAGGAAGAGGAGGACGAGACCACAGCCAUGAGUAUCAAUGAGGAAAUGCAGAGGAUGCUAAACCAGCUGAGGGAAUAUGACUUUGAAGAUGACUGUGACAGCCUCACGUGGGAGGAGACGGAAGAAACGCUGCUCCUCUGGGAGGAUUUCUCAGGAUAUGCCAUUGCAGCUGCAGAGGUGCAGGGGGAGCAGCAGGAUGACAGCCUGGAGAAGGUGAUCAAGGACACAGAGUCAUUGUUCAAGAGCCGUGAGAAGGAGUAUCAGGAAACCAUCGACCAAAUAGAGCUGGAGCUGGCCACGGCCAAGAAUGACAUGAACCGGCACCUGCACGAGUACAUGGAAAUGUGCAGCAUGAAGCGAGGUUUGGACGUUCAGAUGGAGACCUGCCGGCGGCUCAUCACUCAGUCUGGAGACAGGAAGUCUCCUGCCUUCACCCCAGCCUCAAACAGUGAAUCGGCCCCAAACGAGGAAAGUGAGGAGUCUGAUCGUGAUCCUCCGAGCGAUGCCUCCAUCAGAUAAUUAGGGGAGGCCUGUUGCUUCAGCCCCCUUCCUGGCUGAGGGGUCUCUGAGCUGUGCCUGGGAGAGACUGAGAGGGACAUGGAA
Messenger RNA from Tinamus guttatus (white-throated tinamou), 1245 nucleotides. NCBI's taxonomy places the organism in Eukaryota, Metazoa, Chordata, Aves, Tinamiformes, Tinamidae. The record is from RefSeq and is a predicted model, not a curated record.